AUGGUGUUGUUGAUUGCUUUAGCUUUCUUUACUUUACUUUUUCUCUAUUUUAUGCCCAGGAAGAAGAAUCGCCAACCUCCAGUUAUCGGUGGCUAUAUACCAUUAAUAGGUUGCGCGAUACAAUUUGGACGAGAUCCAAUCCAGUUUAUACGUCAAUGUCGUGAUAAGUAUGGAAAGAUUUUUACGUUAUCUUUACCUGGACAGCGUUUAACCUUCUUACUGGAUGCUAAUGACUAUGAUAAAUAUUAUAGUACCAAUUGCGUCGAUUUUCAAGCUGCAGUUCAACCAACAUGCCAAAAAACUGCUAAUAUUACCAAAUCAGCUUUUAUUGAUAGCCAUUCUAAAUUACACGAUCUAGUUAAAGGAAGGCUGUCAUCCAAUUACCUGCAAGUAUUAUCGAUCAAACUAAGCCAAAAAUUUCAUCAACAAAGUAAAAAACUGCCUCAAGAUGUUGAGAUGGAAUUAAUGGACAUUGUCAAGACAUUUAUGUUUAAACCUGUCCUGGAAUGUAUGUUUGGUGAUGAUAUACUAUUUUCCAAGAAGAGCGAUUGUGAAGAUUUGUGGCAGCAAUUGAAGGAUUUUGAUGCUGAUUUUGAAAUGGGAGCACAAAUUCCAGAAGUAUUUCUAAGGUUCAAGUGGGCUAAAUCAAAACAGUGGCUAUUAAGAAAAUUUGAGCAUGCGGUUCAACAAGCCAAAGUAAUAUUAUCAAUGUACUCUAUACAGACUAUUUUCCAGUCCUUACUGAGCACCGUCAGGAAAGAUGCUGCUGCAAAUUUUGGAUUGCUGUUUUUUUGGGCAACCCAAGCUAAUGCAAUACCGGCGGUUUAUUGGAGCCUUAUAAAUAUUUGUCAAAAUCCACGUAUAUAUGAAAAAGUUAUGGAAAAUUUACUAUCUGUGUGGUCAACUGCAGAUGAUGAAGUGAUGAUUAAAGAAGAAGAUAUCAAACAUCUAUCCUACAUAAAAUGGUGUAUCUUAGAAGCGAUAAGAUUAGAAAGCCCAGGAGUGUCUUCUCCAAGAAUGGUCACUAAACCUAUUGAAUUUCAGAAUUUUGUUGUUCCGCCUGGGAAUAUGAUGGUUAUAAGCCCAUUUUGGUCGCAUCGAGAUAAGGACUACUUUACCGAUCCUGAUACAUAUAAUCCUGAUCGCUGGUUGAAGAUGAAUAAUACGAAAAAAGCUUUUAUAGAUGGAUUCGUUGCAUUUGGAGGUGGAAGAUACCAGUGCCCAGGAAGGUGGUUCGCUAUCAUGGAAAUGCAAGUUUUUAUUUCUUUACUUCUUUUAAACUAUAAAAUCGAAUUGAUAGACUACAAGCCUCAGGUUCGUUGUAACACUUUGAAUUUUACUAAGUAG
Messenger RNA from Trichoplax adhaerens, 1347 nucleotides. RefSeq lists its product as uncharacterized. Gene Ontology annotation, molecular function: iron ion binding; steroid hydroxylase activity; heme binding. The transcript is spliced from 11 exons. The record is from RefSeq and is a predicted model, not a curated record. Lineage: Eukaryota; Metazoa; Placozoa; Uniplacotomia; Trichoplacea; Trichoplacidae. The coding region runs from base 1 to 1347 and encodes 448 amino acids.